GACACUCGAGAGCUUCCCUGGAGCCAGAGUCAUGCCUGUGGUGAAAGUAGAGAGCGGUUCUCCUUCUGAAAGCACUCUUCCGGUGAACGACGGUCAGAAAGGCCGUCGGAGGAAGAGACCGCUACAGCGAGGCAAACCUCCGUACAGCUACAUCGCUCUGAUCUCCAUGGCCAUCGCCAACUCGCCCGACCGCAGGCUCACUCUGGGGGGCAUCUACAAGUUCAUCACCGAGAGGUUUCCCUUCUAUCAAGACAACUCCAAGAAAUGGCAGAACUCCAUCCGCCAUAACUUGACCCUCAACGACUGCUUCAUCAAGGUCCCCCGAGAGCCCGGCCGACCCGGAAAGGGCAACUACUGGGCGCUGGAUCCCAACGCCGAAGACAUGUUUGAGAGCGGAAGCUUUCUACGACGACGGAAGCGAUUCAAGCGCAGCGACUUCACGACGUACUCGCCGUACGUGCACGAGUCUCCCGUCUUCUCCCCGGUCCAGAUCACACGCUCGGUCUACCCCAACAUGAGCCCAGCGGCCUUCUACCAGUCCUCGCCGAGCUUCAGCGCCGCUCAGUCCAGGGUCUUCAGGAUCAACUCUCUGGUGGGCUCAGAGAUGAUGCCUCAGCAGUCCUGCCACAGCUUCAGUCCGGAGAGUUUCCAGCAUCAGUCCUGCAGCUCCAGCUCCUCCAACAACAUGUCCUUCUCCUACUCCAGCCCCGGACACGGACACGCUCAGGUAUCCUAUCCUCAAGGCAGCGGCCAGGCCUUCGGCUCGUCGGGGAGGAUGGCCAUCUCCAGUUUGUCUCCCAUCGCUGGAGAUGCUGUCGGAGACCCCUACAGCAGAACGUCUCCGGCGCAGCUGGGCUCUUUUGUUCAGUACAAUAACUCUGCAUCAGUAGGAAGCUCAGGAUCCUACAUCAGGCAUCCAGCUUACUCAGGUAACAUGGACCGGUUCGUGUCUGCCUCCUGAACAAUGUUCUCCUCUGCGAGA
Messenger RNA from Carassius auratus (goldfish), 982 nucleotides. Its product is annotated as forkhead box protein E1-like. The coding region runs from base 32 to 961 and encodes 309 amino acids. Gene Ontology annotation, biological process: regulation of transcription by RNA polymerase II; anatomical structure morphogenesis; cell differentiation. The record is from RefSeq and is a predicted model, not a curated record. The transcript has a single exon. Gene Ontology annotation, molecular function: DNA-binding transcription factor activity, RNA polymerase II-specific; RNA polymerase II cis-regulatory region sequence-specific DNA binding. NCBI's taxonomy places the organism in Eukaryota, Metazoa, Chordata, Actinopteri, Cypriniformes, Cyprinidae.